GCUCGAGCAACCAUGGCAGCCGCUCGGUGACAGCUCGGCGGCUUCUCUCCUACCGUCCUUCCCUCUCAGUUAACGGCCAGCCUGAUCCCCGUUGCCGAGGGGAGGAUUUCUCCCCCUGGUUUGUUUUUAACUCAGUUUGGAACUUUGCUCUUCCCUUACGGCGGUUGUGUUGAGAGUUUGACUGUCUAGAAAGAGUGAAGCAGCCUUGUGGAAAUUAAAUUUUGUUACAGAAAACACUACAACAUGACUGAAAUUAACAGUGAAACAGGAUUCUACAGUGUACAAGUUGGUGAUUCUACCUUCACUGUUCUCAAGCGUUAUCAGGCAUUGAAGCCAAUAGGUUCAGGGGCUCAGGGAAUUGUCUGUGCUGCGUAUGAUAGUAUACUUGAUGGAAGUGUUGCUGUUAAGAAACUCAGUCGACCUUUUCAGAACCAAACUCAUGCCAAGAGAGCUUACAGAGAGCUUGUCCUGCUUAAAUGUGUUAAUCAUAAAAAUAUUAUUAGUUUGUUAAAUGUAUUUACACCGCAAAAGUCUUUAGAGGAAUUCCAAGAUGUUUACUUGGUAAUGGAGUUGAUGGAUGCCAACUUGUGCCAGGUUAUCCAUAUGGAGCUAGAUCAUGAGAGAAUGUCUUACCUUCUAUACCAGAUGUUAUGUGGUAUAAAGCACCUUCACUCCGCUGGCAUUAUUCACAGAGAUUUGAAGCCCAGCAAUAUAGUAGUAAAGUCAGACUGCACACUGAAAAUUCUAGAUUUUGGACUGGCAAGAACUGCCUGUACUAAUUUUAUGAUGACCCCGUAUGUAGUGACACGAUAUUACAGAGCACCUGAAGUUAUUCUAGGAAUGGGAUACAAAGAAAAUGUUGAUAUCUGGUCAGUGGGGUGCAUCAUGGGAGAAAUGCUGAAAGGUUCUGUGCUAUUCCAAGGCACUGAUCAUAUUGAUCAGUGGAAUAAAGUUAUUGAACAACUAGGAACGCCAUCUGCAGAAUUCAUGAAGAAAUUGCAGCCAACUGUACGAAAUUAUGUAGAGAAUAGGCCAAAAUAUCCGGGGCUUGGCUUUGAAACACUAUUUCCAGAUUGGGUGUUUCCAGCAGAUUCAGAACGUGACAAGUUAAAAGUAAGUCAGGCCAGAGAUCUUCUAUCAAAAAUGCUCGUAAUUGAUCCUGACAGGCGGAUUUCUGUAGAUGAUGCCUUACAACAUCCAUAUAUUGCCGUCUGGUAUGAUCCUUCUGAAGUAGAAGCACCCCCUCCACAGAUUUACGAUAAGCAGUUGGAGGAGCGAGAACACAGUAUAGAGGAAUGGAAAGAACUAAUCUAUAAAGAAGUUGUGGACUGGGAGGAGAGAAAUAAGAAUGGUGUUAUUAAGGAACAGCCCUUACUUUCAGAUGCAGCAGUGAAUAGCAACAACAGCCCCUCUCAGUCUUCCUCCAUCAAUGACAUUUCAUCCAUGUCAACAGAGCAGACCUUGGCUUCCGAUACCGACAGCAGCCUGGAUGCUUCAACAGGACCACUUGAUGGUUGCAGGUGAUAAGCCUCCAAGCAUGAGUAAUAUCAGAAAGUAGCUACUGCUGCUAUUCUCAAUCUGAGUUGCUUUUAAAUUAAGAAAACCAUGUAAAGAAGUUAUAUCUAUUGCAUGUACUGCAAACACAAUGCCUAUGCUUUACUUGGUAAUUUAUGAUUGCCUGGCUUAUGUUAAUAAUGACAGCCUAGGAAUAUUUGAAAAGGGAAUUUAUAAUGGAAUGUGUAUUUGUGCAAACUGCUCCCAACUCCAAACUCAGGUGAGCAUAACUUGGAAAAAUGAAAACCAUGUGAGAGCAAAACAUGAAGAUAUGCUAAUAGUUUUGUUUUCUUGUUGUCGUUUCUCACUUUUUUUUUGUUGAAGAUUCAUUAUGUACAUUCCAAAAAUCUGAGAGAGAAACAACUGACAGCACUUUUUAAUUCCAAAACAUACUUUUUUGACAUUUCUGUGAGAGGUAAAGUUGCCGCAUUGUAAAUUUCAAAUUGUAUCCAAAAUAGAGAACUUAGUAUUUCAUUAUUAUCAUCUAACUAUUAUUAUGGUUUCCAAUUACUUCUAAAAUAACAACUAAUAGUUACAAGCAGAUGUGAUGUUGGUCAGAGACUUUGAGAAACUUUAUUAACAUUGAGUUUAGUAGUAUUUUGGUUUACAAUGUGUUCUUCCUUUGUAUAUGACUAAUUUUCAGGGUGAUCAGUAUAAUGAUCAAUAGAAUGAUCUGCCUGCAAAUUAUCAUUUGAGCUUUUUUAGCUGACCAAGAAGCAUAAUAAUCAGAAAAGAGAACAAAGGGGAAAAGAUUUUGGAGGUUUGAAUUUGGUGAUUUUCGAGCUUACAGAAUGUCCUAUUGGAAUUCAUGGUGUAGUCAGUUUGGAACUGUUGUGCUCUAAGUUUUAAAAGAAGGCUAUUUGAGGUAGCAUUUUCCAAAACUUUGGAUUCAUAAGUAAGCCCACUUGGAUGCCAUUUUAUGUGCCUUGUAAAUGUUUAAAUGCUUGAAGAAUAAGCUAAUUGUUACCCCCAAAAUUCUGAUGAAUAGGAUAUCUUCACUGUAAAUUCUACGAGAAGAAAUCAGCUGCUUAAUCCAAAAUAGUGUUGUUAAAAUACAUUUUCCGCAACCUCACGUAGCAAUGAUAGACCAGUAUGCUACAUAGCAAUGUGUUGAACGGAGAGCUGAACAGCUUUUAGUGAUGUUAAUAACUUUUGGCACAAUGUCAGUUUUAGGCUCAUCAGUUCUUUCUAUGACCUGUCUUUUCCAGUUGCAAAAUAAAAUUUAAGUUACAACCACAUAAUUAUGACCAAAGUUUGGACAAUGGUCUUUAAAAAAUGUUUUAGGUGAAGUUAGUUGAAAUCAAAGGAAUGCCUAACAGUCUUUGCUAUGUGCAAUCAAGCAUUCGUGGCCCACAAAUUACCAUUCAAGCUUUUACGUUGGGAUUGUUUUGUUUUGGAUUGUUCAGGGAGAAUCUGGAGUGCAUUGGAACCUCCUGUCUUAAAAUGCUGUACCUGACCCUGUUGAGUUUGCUGGGAUCAGGCUGUUUAGUCCAUUUUGGUCAGGGAUUGUGAUCAUUUGAAUUGAUAGGAAUUUGUAGAUAUUUUAGCAUUUUCAGACCUCUGGGGUGUAUCUAAAACCACUUUUAAAAAAUAAAAACAUCCAUGCUCCCCUGUCUUUAAUCAGUGUUGAAAACACAAUUGAUUGCGCCAUAAUAAAUAUAUUCCACCAGCCAGGCUUUGAGUGUGGAAAUCUUUCCCACAUGCAUUGCUGGAUGCCAGAGGCACGUGGUUAACUUCAUGCUAUUACCGUAAAAUUAGGGAAAUUAUGUGAACUAAUGUUCUUAUGGACAUUGAAGAAUGCAUUAUCUGCCAACUAUAGAUGGGUACAUUGAAACCACUCCUUUAAUGUGUACAGAAAUACCUAAUAGCUCCAGGAAGUGUCAGAUCUGCGGCAGGUCAAGUUUUCCGUUCCUUAUGUAUUAUGUCACACAACCACCCUUGAAUAUCCUAGACCUUUGUAUUUAUAGAACAAUUAUUUUGAAAUAAAGGCAUAGACUCCUGAACAAGUCUUAUAUUUCCAUAUGCUUAAUUUGACCUCUCUCAGCAGAGAAUCACUGUACUUGCAAUCAACAUGGAAUUCUUAAUUACGGUUCAAGGACAUGUAUUGAUUAUAUUUCUUGUUUUCUUCAGUUUUUCCACAUUUAAUGUAUGUUUUGUUCUUUGUCCGAAAAUCACUGUAUAGAGUUGAUGUAAUAGAUUUAUGUGUACACUAACGGAGAAAAUAUGCUUGAGAAAUUGAAAAGCUGUAGAAUUAGAUGAUUGAGGUUUUCAAUUGCAGAGAAGAUAUAAAAGGUACAAGAAUUGACUUAAUCAGUGAUGAAGUUAAACUAUUUAGCUGCAAUGCUAGAUUAGGUUUUGUGUCCAAUUCACAAUUAAUUUGAAUUAAAGGUAGAAGAGUAGAUUCAUGCUCAAUAAAUCUCAAGCCAUUUUAAUGGAGUUUUCAAUGGAGCUUUUUCACAAAUCAAUUUGCAAAUUUCACAAUAGAAUAGACUGAAAGUUAUCAGUAUUUAAAACAUUGACUU
Hemiscyllium ocellatum (epaulette shark) is the source of this 4076-nucleotide messenger RNA. RefSeq names its product mitogen-activated protein kinase 9. The transcript is spliced from 13 exons. The coding region runs from base 244 to 1524 and encodes 426 amino acids. Gene Ontology annotation, cellular component: nucleus; cytoplasm. The record is from RefSeq and is a predicted model, not a curated record. Gene Ontology annotation, biological process: protein phosphorylation; JNK cascade. Lineage: Eukaryota; Metazoa; Chordata; Chondrichthyes; Orectolobiformes; Hemiscylliidae. Gene Ontology annotation, molecular function: ATP binding; JUN kinase activity.